AUGACAAACAAGAAGGGGCAGCAGGAAAUGGUCCAGGUUGGUAACUCCGAACGUGCAGAUUCUCCUUUCUGGUCAAAUAGGACCGCAUCGUUGAACCAAUCGUCUCCGAAGAGCUAUGGUCAGAACACGGUGGUUGGCGCUUCCUACUCCCAUGCAAAUCUUAUGCAAGGCACAUCAUCCCACCCUCGCCCCAGGACGCCCCCGAAACCCUCCGCCACCAAUGCGCCCUCGCAUUUGGCUCACCGAUCUGGAAACGUCGCCUCUCCUCCAAGAGAACCAUACCCAAUCAUGGCUGACGGAGUACAUGAAUGGAGUCGGGAUCCAACCGAAGAAGAUGACGAUGACGAUGACGAUGAUGAAAUGGUGUAUGAUGAUGACGAGGAUGAAUUUGGGCUUCCAAGUCUUGCAAGUAUGAGACGGAAGAAGACGCCUUCCAUGAAAACCAAGAAAAAUGAUAGCGGGGGACUUAUGGGAGGAAAACCUGGCUCCCUUGGCUUUGGGCUUUCGGCCAACAAUCGACAACGGGCAAACAGCUCAGAUAUCGCCGAAGAACGCGGCACUCCCAUGUACCCAACGGCGCGUAAGAGUGAUGAAAAGAUCCUUCGACCGCAGUAUAAGGAUAUUCUGCAAGAUCCCGCAAAUGCUUUGAAUCUCAUCAGUCACACCACACCCCCCACCAGCGCAUCCCCCAAAGAAAGGGAGAUUCAUUCAAGUCGCAUUUCCCGAAUCAAUAAGUUCAAACGCAUUCUUCAGGCUAGCACUGUGUCUCUUACUGAACUCCGAGAUCUGGCAUGGUCUGGAGUGCCCGAGGAGGUUCGGCCGAUGACUUGGCAACUUUUACUCGGCUAUCUGCCCCCGAAUAGUGAACGACGCAUUUCGACACUGGAGAGAAAGCGCAAAGAGUAUUUGGAUGGAGUUCGGCAGGCCUUUGAACGAGGCAGCGGCGCUGCCUCAAACCCCCCUGCUUCAAGCACCGGACGGGGUAGGGGACUGGAUGAGGCAGUUUGGCAUCAGAUCAGUAUCGAUGUCCCGCGUACGAGCCCUCAUAUUCCACUUUAUGGAUACGAAGCUACUCAGCGGUCUUUGGAGCGUAUUUUAUAUGUGUGGGCCAUUCGCCAUCCGGCCAGUGGUUAUGUCCAGGGCAUCAACGACCUGGUAACACCAUUUUGGCAAGUCUUCCUGGGAGUUUACAUUACAGAUCUUAAUGUGGAAGAGGGCAUGGAUCCCGGCCAAUUACCUCGAAGUGUCUUAGAUGCCGUGGAGGCUGAUACAUUCUGGUGCCUGACAAAGCUUUUGGACGGAAUUCAAGACAACUAUAUCUACGCGCAGCCCGGUAUUCACAGACAAGUUCGAGCGUUGCGCGACUUAACCAAACGAAUUGAUUCCGCUCUUGCUAAGCAUCUUGAGCAAGAGGGUGUUGAGUUUAUGCAGUUUAGUUUCCGGUGGAUGAACUGCUUGCUCAUGCGGGAAAUGAGCAUCAAGAACACGAUACGCAUGUGGGAUACGUAUAUGGCCGAGGAGCAGGGCUUCUCACGAUUUCAUCUGUACGUGUGUGCCGCAUUUUUAGUUAAAUGGACGGACCAAUUGGUGAAGAUGGACUUCCAGGAGGUUAUGAUGUUUCUGCAAGCAUUGCCCACCAAGGGUUGGACUGAGAAAGAUAUCGAGCUUUUAUUGAGCGAGGCAUUCAUCUGGCAAAGCCUUUUUCAGGAUUCCGCUGCUCAUCUUCGGCCUUCUGGUGACGCGCCUCCUGAAAAUGGUAUCUUUUAUUGA
Penicillium odoratum is the source of this 1770-nucleotide messenger RNA. Its product is annotated as GTPase-activating protein GYP1. The transcript is spliced from 8 exons. Gene Ontology annotation, cellular component: Golgi apparatus. Gene Ontology annotation, molecular function: GTPase activator activity. The record is from RefSeq and is a predicted model, not a curated record. Lineage: Eukaryota; Fungi; Ascomycota; Eurotiomycetes; Eurotiales; Aspergillaceae. Bases 1 to 1770 code for a protein of 589 amino acids. Gene Ontology annotation, biological process: activation of GTPase activity.